UACAUUUUGCUACCCUACCGUGCUUGUCGACAGAUAAUUUCUACCCCAAACAGUCAUCAUCAUCUGAGCGCCCUAUUAUCUUGCUAUUUCGUAAUUUUCAAGAUGCCCGUCCUAGCCUCCCCUCGGGUGCGUUGCACGUUUGAUAACUGCGGUCGUCAUUUCGACUCCAUGCCUGCCAUGAGACAACACAAGAUUAUCGACCAUGACUACUGCAGCCGAUGUGACAUGGAUUUCCACGAUGAAGAGUGCCUCCUUUUGCACAAGAUCAGAAGCGAUAAGCAUAUUGUUUGUGCUGUCUGUGGCAGGGAGUUUCGCAGUGAGGGUGGGCGCGAUGCUCACAUACGCCAGUAUCAUCGUCCUACGCAGAACUUGGCUUGUACCGGCUGUGGACAGAAAUUUAAACAGGCAGGUGCCUUGGUACGUCAUGUUGAAGAUGACGAGUGUGACGAGAUUCCCAUGACACGGCUGCUUCACGAACAAUCCAAGAGACUCCUCAUCAGAGAAGCACUGAGAACUGGCGAAGGAGGUGGUUUGGUCUUCCCUGACCCCGACGGCCCGGACGAGGUCGACGGCGGUGUCAAGCUCAACGCAUCUGCUAGUCUCUUAGACAUGGAUCAUGGCAAUGAUAAGAUCAUGUCGCCGACCUCGCAACAGAGAAACAAUCCUAGCUCAAUUUUAUCUCCCUCGUUCGCAUUCAAGGACAGAAAGGGAGCCGCUGGAAAGAGCGUGACGUCUGAGGAUCCUUUGCCUGAGAUAAGGCGACUUUCGAUCAACCCGGGUGUUUCAAAUAACAACAACGGAAGGGCCCCAUCGGCUGUCGGAUCGUCAAGGCAGCGCAAUUCCAAUUCUCACGGCGUGAGUCAGGUUGACGCUGGACAUACUAUUCGCACUUUGGAUAAAACCUGGGAGCCCAUGAACUUCUUCGAUACGUUCCGCGGAAAGUUUGUCUGUCCCUGUGAAGACGAGUUUUUGACUUCCAAGGAUUUCGAGGAACAUGUCAUCGAGAAGACUAAUGGGAAGAGGAGCUUGCAGUGUCCUGGGUGUCUUCGCAUCUUCAAGACAGCAGCUGCAUUGGUCGCUCACUGCGAAUCAGCCAGUACGCAUUGUAGUGUCAAUACUGGACUCCGGUUUAGCCAAAUUAUUAAUGAUGUAAGUGGCGGGCUCGUCAAGGCAGUCGGCCUGAGGGACGGCGCCGUUGAGUAUGCAACUGGUGACUUGGAUUUGACGAAGAGGACUGGUACCGCCGCCAGGCAGCGGGACAUGAUGGAAUGGUAG
Molecule: messenger RNA, 1275 nt
Organism: Aspergillus ibericus CBS 121593
Lineage: Eukaryota; Fungi; Ascomycota; Eurotiomycetes; Eurotiales; Aspergillaceae
Product: putative C2H2 finger domain protein
Exons: 3
Coding region: 103-1275 (390 amino acids)
Biological process (GO): regulation of DNA-templated transcription
Molecular function (GO): DNA-binding transcription factor activity, RNA polymerase II-specific; RNA polymerase II cis-regulatory region sequence-specific DNA binding
Source: RefSeq, a predicted model, not a curated record